AUGUCUUACGAUUCUACGCACCCACCAUCUCGCCCAGCAAACAAUAGCUCCUCUCCGGUCGCCGCCACGCAGAACGGCUCUGUAGGGUUUGCGUCGGCGAGUUCUCCCUCGGCGUCUACAGCUGCUGCUACUGCUACAACAGCUGCUGCCCUAACAGCUUCUUCAGGUGCUCUGGGAGUUACCCCCAGCACCACCCCAACGCCAGCUCCUCCUCCCCCACCUCCAACAAUUCACAAACGAACAUACCAGGCGUGCAUUCCGUGCCGGCAGCGCAAGGUCCGCUGCGACCUCGGUUCCGUUGAGGCCCCCCACGACCCGCCCUGCGUCCGCUGCCGCCGCGAGUCAAAGGAAUGCUACUUCUCCGCCACCCGCCGCAAGACACGCACGCCGUCCGUCACGGCCGAUGACGCAAGCUCCGUAAUCGGUAUUGGCCGCGGCCGCGGCAUCAGGGCGGGCGUCGGCGUGGGCGUGGUGCGGAAGCGUGAGGACGAGGAGAGCAGUGAGGCUGGGGGGGCGCUAAAGAGACCGAGAUCAAUUGGCCACGGCUCGCCACUCGAGGACCCGGCGGGGGCGUACCCGCCGUCUGAGUAUAAUUCUAGGGGCGGGCACCACGGCUCGCCGUACUCGACGCAAGGGUACCAUGAUAGGAUUGACCCCAGGCUGCAGAUCCAGACCGCUGUGGAGCCACGGCACGAACGCGAGUCGGCACAAUCGAUCAAUACCGAUGUGACACUAUUGCAGACGCCCGUCUACAACUCGCACGAAGCGCUGCUCACGCUCAUCGAGGCCGCCGGGAAAGAUACGCCCUUGUCGGCAGGGGCAAAGUCCAACUCGGGCGAUAGCGAUUCGGAAGGGGAAGGUGACGACGCAAUCAUUGGCAAGGGAUCCGGCGAAGACCGACAUCACCAGAGUAACGGUGACCACUAUCACCACAACCACCAAUCGCCUGUGGCGAGAGGCACUGGCGCGGGUGUGCGGUUCUCGGAGAUGGCUUCGCCGUCGGAGGCGGCGGGGAGCAGCUUCACGAGCUCGCAUGCCAGGCGGAGGGCCGCGAGUACGAGUACUGUGUCGCCGGGGAUGAGAUCGCACGGGCGGAGCAUGUCAACCUCGGCGAUUCAGGAUCCUAAGGAGAAGGAGGGUAUGGAGAAGAGUAUUAGAGCAUGGAAUAAAUUCAGAUUUGUAAAGGCCGGGUGGUUCACUGCCCGAGAGGCAAUUGGAUACGUAGAAUAG
Morchella sextelata is the source of this 1230-nucleotide messenger RNA. RefSeq lists its product as uncharacterized. Bases 1 to 1230 code for a protein of 409 amino acids. Gene Ontology annotation, biological process: positive regulation of transcription by RNA polymerase II; aromatic amino acid catabolic process. The transcript is spliced from 2 exons. Gene Ontology annotation, molecular function: zinc ion binding; DNA-binding transcription factor activity, RNA polymerase II-specific. Gene Ontology annotation, cellular component: nucleus. The record is from RefSeq and is a predicted model, not a curated record. Lineage: Eukaryota; Fungi; Ascomycota; Pezizomycetes; Pezizales; Morchellaceae.